Molecule: messenger RNA, 483 nt
Organism: Protopolystoma xenopodis
Lineage: Eukaryota; Metazoa; Platyhelminthes; Monogenea; Polystomatidea; Polystomatidae
Source: the annotation of a GenBank genome assembly
UUGGAAUGCAUCCGAGAUGCCACUGGCAUAAUUUCAAAUUCGCACUCAUUCGUGAAAUCUGCUGAUUCAUUUCCUGUUCUUGUUGUUGGCACUAAAGUUGAUUUGAUGCCAUCGACCCCCCAGCAACCGUCUAUCGAUCGGAUAUUCGGCUUAGAUGAUAACUUUUCUAGAAAUUUUUAUAAUUCUCAUUGUUCUGACUUGGCUGAAGACGUAUUUUCCCGUCGACCUUGUUCAGAAGACAUUGAAAUUUAUCCAUCCAAUUGUCUAGAUAAAACGGCUCGUUCAAUCAGCUUAGCCUCAACUUUUGCUGCGGAGCGUGGAUUUUCGGAGCUUAUUUUAAGUUGCCUUUCUCCUAACUGUCUUUCACCUGGAAGUCGCAAUGCUGUAAUUCUAGAAACAUUCCUUGAUAAGGUAGUCACUUAUUGCAUGCGGGGCAACGUUAGCAACGGAUUUCUUCCAAGCUCUGGCUGGAAAUGUGCUUAA